AUGUCUCAAAGCAGCUCCCUCAAAGGGAGUGCCUUGACAUGGACCGUGAUCCAAGCCAUCAUCUCCUCCUUGGAUAAUUUCAGCACAUUCAUUCUGAAUGACUCGGAUUUUGCGCGGUUUUCAAAGAAACCUUCCAGUGCCCUCUGGUCUCAACUCAUUACAGUUCCAGUCUCAUUCUCAGUCACUUCCCUGGUUGGUUUGAUCGUCUCCAGCUGCAGCGCUACAUUAUACGGUUCCCCGCUUUGGAAUCCUUUGGACGUCUUGGAGCGAUUUGUUACCGACAGUCCAUCCAGCAGCGACAGGGCCGGGGUUUUCUUCCUCGCUCUAAUCUUUGUCUAUGCUCAGGCCAUGACAAACCUGACAGGUGCAAACUCUGCGGGAAGUGACUUUACCGCUCUGUUUCCUCGAUACCUCAAUAUUCGACGUGGUGGCAGCAACAACUUCUUAGCAUACGUCGGUGCCUACAGUGUCUUCCUUUCUGCUUUCGUCGGACCGUAUUUCUGUGAUUACUUCAUCGUCCGCCGAGGCCAUCUUGUCGUUGAUCAGUUGUACUCCAACAAGUCGUCCGAUCUCUACUGGGGCUUGGGCGGGUUUGGCAUCAACGCUUACGUGGGAUACCUAUUCGGACCUUUCAAGGUCGAAUGUAACAAGAGCUGGAAUGAAACGGGAGAUGCAGCCCUCAUUCCAUCGAUCAUGAUUAAUGGUGUUGAUCCAUAUGCACAGGCCAGGGGAGAUUCAGAAGCCAGCGUCGUUGUUGGAACAAAGGACAGCGAGGUGCAGUCUGUUGUGGAGACGUUCAAGCAUUAA
This is a messenger RNA of Fonsecaea nubica, 807 nucleotides long. RefSeq lists its product as hypothetical. Gene Ontology annotation, cellular component: plasma membrane. Bases 1 to 807 code for a protein of 268 amino acids. Gene Ontology annotation, molecular function: nucleobase transmembrane transporter activity. Gene Ontology annotation, biological process: nucleobase transport; transmembrane transport. NCBI's taxonomy places the organism in Eukaryota, Fungi, Ascomycota, Eurotiomycetes, Chaetothyriales, Herpotrichiellaceae. The transcript is spliced from 7 exons. The record is from RefSeq and is a predicted model, not a curated record.